GUUAUUAUAUUUCCAAGUUUAGACUCUAUUACCUCUCUUCGGUCCCUUCUUUUGUUUCCUCUCAUAAAUAAUGCGCUUGCAUUGCCAUUCUUGUGUUUUGUUUUAGCUUUAGCUCUUAAGCUAGACAAAGUUAUCAUCGGUCGUUUAGCUCAUCAUGGCUUCUGCUUCUGUGUAUUCUUCUUUGGUGUUUUUGCUGUUGUUACUAGAUGGGCUUGACGGUUGUUGCAUGGCUAGUUCGGUUGUGCUGGGUUCGAGAUUGUUGGCUAGAGAGGAUCGAGCGUGGGUUUCGGACAAUGGUACCUUUGCAUUUGGGUUCACUCAAGCGGAUAAUCGCCAUCGAUUUCAAUUGGCAAUUUGGUUUGCAGAUCUUCCUGGGGAUCGAACUGUUGUUUGGUCACCUAAUAGAAACUCUCUGGUCACGGAAGACGCUUCCCUGGAGCUGGACGCCACUGGCAACCUCAUCCUCGUAGAUGGAGACACCACCGUAUGGAUGUCAAACACCUCUGAUUCCGGUGUCGAAACAGCAGUCAUGACAGAAUCCGGCAACUUCGUCCUCUACGGUAGCAGCACCAAUCACUCUGUAUGGCAAAGUUUUGAACACCCAUCCGAUACUCUCCUGCCAAACCAGCCUUUAACAGUCUCUCUUGAACUAACAUCGCCAAAAUCACCUAUAGAUGGUGGCUAUUACUCGCUCAAAAUGUUACAGCAGCCUACUUCACUAAGCCUUGCAUUAACAUACAACUUGCCUGAGUCAUAUGAUGCUUCUCCUGAAGCUUAUGCCAAUUAUUCCUACUGGCCUGGACCUGACAUUUCAAACGUUACUGGAGAUGUUCUUGCUGUAUUAAAUGAAGCGGGGAGCUUUGGAAUUGUAUAUGGUGAAUCUUCUAGUGGAGCUGUGUAUGUAUAUAAAAACGAUGGCGAUUAUAAUGGACUAUCCUCCUCUACAAAUCAAUCCACUCGGUUAUCAGUUAUUCGAAGAUUAAUCCUCGAGAGUAACGGGAAUUUACGUUUGUAUAGAUGGGAUAAUGAUGUUAACGGUUCUCGACAAUGGGUGCCUGAAUGGGCAGCAGUGUCAAAUCCAUGCGACAUUGCUGGUGUUUGUGGAAAUGGGAUAUGUAAUUUGGAUAGAAGCAAAACAAAUGCUUCUUGUACAUGCUUGCCUGGUACUUCUAAAGUAGACAAUGGUAUACAGUGUUCGGAGAACUCAUUGUUGAUUGGAAAGUGCGAUUCACCAAAUGUAAAUCAGACGUCAGACUUUAAAAUCGCAGCUGUGCAGCAAACCAAUUACUAUUUCCCUGAUUUUUCAGUUAUAGCAAAUUACAGUGAUAUUCCAACAGUUUCCAAGUGUGGUGAUGCUUGUUUAUCAGCUUGUGAAUGUGUAGCCUCAGUUUAUGGUCUUGAUGAUGAGAAACCGUACUGUUGGCUACUGGGGAGCUUAGAUUUUGGUGGAUAUGAGGACCCUGGCUCCACCUUGUUCGUGAAGGUUAAAUCGAAUGGCUUGUUGGAAGGAGAUAAAGAGGAGUCUGGUGAUGGGUCUGGGAUCUCAAAAGAGAAAGUCUUGGUUCUUCCUAUAGUUCUCAGCGUGACAUUUAUUUUUGGCCUCCUCUGCCUAUUAUUGUAUUAUAAUGUGCACCGAAAGAGAGCUUUGAGAAGAGCUAUGGAGAAUGCCUUAAUUCUUUCAGGUGCUCCAAUAAACUUUAGCUACCGCGACUUGCAAAUUCAUACUUCAAAUUUCUCACAGUUGCUUGGAACAGGAGGAUUUGGAAGUGUGUAUAAAGGAAGCCUUUCUGAUGGGACUUUGAUUGCUGUAAAGAAACUGGACAAGGUUUUACCUCAUGGUCAGAAGGAAUUUAUAACUGAAGUGAACACCAUUGGUUCUAUGCACCACAUGAACCUUGUUCGUCUAUGCGGAUACUGCUCUGAAGGAUCACAGCGUCUUCUUGUUUACGAGUUUACGAAAAAUGGGUCCUUGGACAAAUGGAUAUUUCCUUCCUACAAUUGCCGGGAUAGAUUGCUAGAUUGGACUACUCGGUUCAAUAUAGCUAUUGCAACUGCACAAGGAAUAGCUUACUUUCAUGAGCAGUGCAGAAAUCGGAUAAUUCACUGUGAUAUAAAGCCAGAGAAUAUCUUAUUAGAUGAGAAUUUCUGCCCCAAAGUAUCAGAUUUUGGGCUCGCCAAGUUGAUGGGAAGAGAACACUCCCAUGUUGUUACUAUGGUAAGAGGAACUAGAGGCUAUCUAGCACCAGAAUGGGUUAGUAACCGGCCUAUAACUGUAAAGGCUGAUGUUUAUAGCUACGGAAUGCUACUUCUGGAGAUCAUUGGUGGGAGAAGAAACCUCGACAUGUCUUAUGAUGCACAGGACUUCUUUUACCCUGGAUGGGCUUUCAAGGAGAUGACAAAUGGGAUGCCAAUGAAAGCUGCAGAUAGAAGGCUGGAAGGGGCAGUAAAAGAAGAAGAGCUGAUGAGAGCACUAAAAGUGGCCUUUUGGUGCAUUCAAGAUGAGGUGUUUACGAGACCUUCAAUGGGAGAAGUGGUGAAAAUGUUAGAAGGAUCAAUGGACAUCAACACACCACCAAUGCCGCAGACUGUUCUGGAACUGAUUGAAGAAGGUUUAGAUCAUGUUUACAAGGCCAUGAAAAGAGAAUUCAAUCAAUUUAGCUCCUUCACCACUGCGACUACGCAUCCUUCAUCUCAUGCUACUUGCAGUUAUUCAACGAUGUCACCUAGAUAACCUGGGUUAAGGAUAAUAAAAGUAUGCUUAAUUUAAAUUUACAAUUAUCUACCACUUAAUUGUAAGUUCUUAAACAAUUUUCACUUUUUAGUUUUCUUUUCUAUUUUACAUUUGCUUUUUAGUA
This is a messenger RNA of Ricinus communis (castor bean), 2855 nucleotides long. Its product is annotated as G-type lectin S-receptor-like serine/threonine-protein kinase At5g24080. The record is from RefSeq and is a predicted model, not a curated record. Gene Ontology annotation, molecular function: ATP binding; protein serine/threonine kinase activity. NCBI's taxonomy places the organism in Eukaryota, Viridiplantae, Streptophyta, Magnoliopsida, Malpighiales, Euphorbiaceae. Bases 155 to 2731 code for a protein of 858 amino acids. Gene Ontology annotation, biological process: recognition of pollen; protein phosphorylation. The transcript has 5 exons.